CUCGUUAUCAAACUGGCCUAAGCUUUCUGUGUGAAGAAAGAUCUUUGCACUCGAGUAGCCGCAAGAGGGAUAAAAAUGUUGAGUUCUGCGCGAAGAGUAGCCACACUGGCGCUAAGAAGCCAUCAACCCUGCUCUCAGGUAGCUUUGAAACACACUUUACCAGACUUGCCAUAUGAUUACAAUGCAUUGGAACCCACAAUUUCCGCCGAAAUUAUGCAACUUCACCAUAGUAAACACCAUGCAACUUAUGUGAACAACUUGAAUGUAACCGAGGAAAAGAUCGAGGAGGCGAAGUCUAAAGGAGAUGUUUCUGCAGCAAUAUCUCUGCAACCUGCGCUGAAAUUCAAUGGAGGUGGUCACAUAAAUCAUUCAAUAUUUUGGACAAAUCUGAGCCCUAAUGGUGGCGGAGAACCAGCAGGAGAAUUGAUGGAGACAAUUGUAAGGGACUUUGGGUCUUUUGAAAAUAUGAAAGCUAGACUGUCAAACGCAACUGUUGCAGUUCAGGGCUCUGGAUGGGGCUGGUUGGGAUAUGAUGCAGUAAACAAGAGAUUAUCAGUUGCAACCUGCCAAAACCAAGACCCACUCCAAGCAAGCACAGGGCUUGUUCCUCUCCUUGGUAUUGAUGUAUGGGAACAUGCUUACUACCUGCAAUACAAGAAUGUGAGGCCAGACUAUGUGAAGGCAAUUUACGAUAUUGUGGACUGGGGAAAUGUUGCAGAGAGAUUUGCAAAUGCCAAAAAAUGAGGUUUAAAAACAAUGAAUUUUGUCAAUUGUCUGUAUGUGUAUGUUUCCAAACUUUAUGUAAUAAAAUACUGAACACAUUGCUGUCAAAAUGAG
Messenger RNA from Rhopilema esculentum, 837 nucleotides. RefSeq names its product superoxide dismutase [Mn], mitochondrial. Gene Ontology annotation, molecular function: superoxide dismutase activity; manganese ion binding. NCBI's taxonomy places the organism in Eukaryota, Metazoa, Cnidaria, Scyphozoa, Rhizostomeae, Rhizostomatidae. Gene Ontology annotation, biological process: superoxide metabolic process. Gene Ontology annotation, cellular component: mitochondrion. The record is from RefSeq and is a predicted model, not a curated record.